Messenger RNA from Lasiosphaeria miniovina, 564 nucleotides. RefSeq lists its product as uncharacterized. Lineage: Eukaryota; Fungi; Ascomycota; Sordariomycetes; Sordariales; Lasiosphaeriaceae. The coding region runs from base 1 to 564 and encodes 187 amino acids. The record is from RefSeq and is a predicted model, not a curated record. The transcript has 2 exons.
AUGACAGGCAAACGGCUUUCCGACGACCGCCGGCAAAUCCUAGCCAAGCUCCUGCAGAUCGAGAAGCUCACGAACCACGACAUUGCCUUUGUCCUCAACGUGGACGAGAGGACGAUCCGGCGACGGAGAUAUGAGUUUGCAACGACUGGAAGCCUGGCAAAGGCUAGGGACGUUAGCAAAAACGCCGAGAAGCUGAGGGACGAGCAUCUCAAGAAGCUCCAGGCGUGGUUGAAAGGCCACGACGACGCACUGCUGGAAGAUAUGCAGCUGUUCUUGAGGGAGCAGUGCGGUCUCGAAGUGAGCAUCCCGACCAUCAGCAGAAAGCUUAAAAAGGCCUCUGGGGUCUAUAGGACUCAUGGCCGCCGGCACCGUAUGAAGGUUCGGGACUUGCGUGAAGCAGAGGGACGCGCCCUCGACCUUGAACUCCCCGCUAAGGAAGGCGGGGUGGGCGAUCAGCAGCCAGCAGCCAGGGCCCCAGACCCGCAGGAGGAGGCGGCUAGGUCGGCUAGGGAAUUACCAGUGGCCCCUAAGCCUAGGCCUAGGCCCGAGCCCGCUGUGGAAUGA